AACAGAGAAGGAAGCGAAAACGACGACGGCAACAACACUCAUGCAGGCAUAUUGUUAGAAGUUCUGUUUUACUAACGUCCAACAGCGCUUACAGCUAGUUAGGAACACGAAAAGCGAGGUAGCAAUGCGCCUGUUUUAAACUAGCAGUUAAGUUACUACGACAUUUCUAAGUGGACUCGUGCUGACAGCAUACAAUAAGGAUGACCCAGUGGGAGAGACUGAGGCAGCUUCCUGUUGUGUACGGACAGCAGUUGCAUGAGCUCUAUGACAGGGAUGCUUUGCCUAUGGAUGUUCGGCACUACCUGUCAGCCUGGAUAGAGAAGCAGGAGUGGCAUCGAGCAGCGCGGGAUCAUGAUUUGGCUGUGGUGCUGUUCCAGGUCCUGCUGGAGAAUCUGGAUAUCCAGCACAGCCGCUUUGUCCAGGAGGAGUCGUUCUUACUCCAGCACAACAUUAGACGCUAUAAACAGAACUUUCAGAGGUACCUGGAAGACCCGUGUGCUUUGGCAAGCACAAUCCUGUGGUUUUUGGAAAAAGAGAAGGAAAUCCUGCAGAGUGCUGAUCUGGCUGAGCAGGUCCAGUUUCUCCGCGUAGAGCAGGAAGCCAUGGAGACAAGCAGCCAGCAGGACUUUGAACGUAAAAUGGCUGGCCUCAGGAAUGAAGUGCAGUGCAUGGAACAUACAAUGAUAUGUCUGGAGGAGCAGCAAGAUGAGUUUGAUUUUAAAUAUCAAACCUACAAGAUGGAAGCUGUGGUAGACGAGGCUGUGAAGAAAGAACAAAUGAGAGUAUGUCAGUUACUCAUCAACAGACUGAAUGAAUGUAAAAAGAGCACACUCUCAGACCUAAGUAAGCUUCUGGACAAGACUGAGGACCUGAUCGACAUAUUGGUGAAGAAAGAGCUGGUGGAGUGGCAGAGGAGGCAGCAGAAAGCCUGCAUUGGUGCUCCAGACAAUGUUUGUCUGGAUCCGCUUGAGAACUGGUUUACCUGUAUGGCAGUGUGUCUGUUCCAGGUACAGGAGUUUCUUAGUAAGCUGGAGGAGCUGGUUGAAAAAGUGUCCUAUGCCAAUGACCCUGUGAAGGCCAAAAAACCUGCACUGCAGAGGAGAGCAGAUACUCUUUUAAAAGACUUACUCAAGAGUUCCUUUGUGGUCGAGACUCAGCCAUCAAUGCCUCAGGGGAAAGGACCCCUAGUGCUCCGCACAAAUGUCCAGUUCUCUGUCAAGACCAGACUUCUCGUUAAGUUUCCUGAGCUGAACCACUCCAUGAAAGUGAAUGUGUCCAUGGACAGGGAGGCUCCUAAGAUCAAAGGAUAUCGCCGAUUUAAUGUUCUGGGGACCAGUACCAAGGCCUUGAACAUGGCAGAGAGCCAGAGUGGGGGCAUGGUGGCAGACUUCAGACAUCUGACUCUGAAGGAGCAGAAGUCUGGAGGUGGUGGCAAAGGAGUCAGUGAUAUUUCUCUCAGUGUCACAGAGGAGCUUCACAUCGUCUACUUCAACACUGUAUUUGAGCAUAAGGGCCUGUCAGUUGAGUUACAGGCCUCCUCCCUCCCAGUGGUCAUCAUCUCCAACUCCAGCCAGCAGCAGAGUGCCUGGGCAUCAGUCCUCUGGUUCAACAUGGUCAGUCUGGACACCAAGGACGUCAUGUUCUUCGCCAACUGUCCUGCAGCCACUUGGCCGCAGUUUGGAGAGAUGCUGAGCUGGCAGUUUCUUUCUGCCACUAAACGUGGUCUGAAUGAUGCUCAGCUGGAAAUGAUUGCAAACAAACUCUUUGGAAGGAUGCAGAACUAUGACAACUGCACAGUAGCUUGGUCAAAAUUUAGCAAGGAGAGUACUCCUGACACUUUCUGGGUGUGGUUUGAUGGCAUCUUGGUGAUGGUGAAAACAUACCUUGAAGACCUGUGGAGGGAUGGCCACAUCAUGGGGUUUGUGAGCAAAGGCAAAGAGAAGUCCCUCCUGAAGAAAAAACAGAGAGGCACAUUCCUGUUGCGCUUCAGUGGAAGCGUCAUUGGUGGAAUCACCUUCUCUUGGGUGGAAACCUCCAUAACCGGUGAGCCUGAUGUAAAGACAGUCGAGCCCUUCACCAAAGUUGACCUUUGCCAGAUACCCUUCCAUGAAAUCAUCAGGAAUUUCCAGAUCCUCGAAGCUGAAAAUAUCCCAGAAAAUCCUCUGCUUUACCUAUAUCCCAACAUCCCUAAAGAUGAGGCUUUCGGAAAAUACUACUCUGAGAAGAGUGGUGAUGACAGUCCUUACAUAAAGUACAUCAAAACCAAGCUGAUGUUUGUUUCAAAGGAGAACACACUGGAGGCUAGGUCACCCAUGUCCUCUGACAUGGCACAGGGUGAAGGCCUGGAGGCAAUGAAUAGCCUGUGUGGAGAGGCAGCUGAACAAAACGGGAAUCCUCAGCCUCUGAACUCACCUCUGGAAAUGUGUCACCCUGAUCCCAUGCUGUCUGACACUGUUGCAGCCCCAGAUGAGUUACUGAUGUAUCUCAACAACCCUAACCUCUUCACUGACUCUGACAUCUUGCAAGAUGAGCCAGGGCUGCCUGAUUUCAGUCUUCAAGGAUUUAAUUGCCUGCCCCCACAAUCCUGUGGAAGCAUUUUCCAAUAAGCCACUGUUGUGCAUACCAAACCACUCUAUCACUCAUCAUCAGCUUUUCUUUCAGCUACUUAUGUUAAAACAUCCAUGUCACAAAAUUGUAGUGCGUGUAGCAAAUCCAGUGUUAAGGUAAAAUUUGCUUUGAAUGCUGUUUGACAGCCCCUCUGCUACUCUCGUCAGCUUUUAAAUGCUUGUGUGCAUAAUCAUUAGAACAUGACUUUUAGAAUUGCUGUUUAUCAUGUUGUACUCUUUUCAAAAAUUACUCAAUGAGACUAUUUUAAGUAGAGAUAAUUGAAGAAGUUGGGCUGGCACCUAUACUAGACCCCUGACCUAUCAUGCAUCAUGAACUCUUAUGCAUAAAAAGAUGUGCACUCUGGGACCCUUUUGAGUUAUGAUUAUGCAUCAAAGGAAUGCUAUAAAACUGACCAUUGAAGCAGUUGUGAAGAAGUUAAUAUGAGGUAUCCUAGAAUACGUUAGAGACUGCACAUAAUUUAUUGUUUCAACAUUUGUAAUUAUAAUGCUGCCACCUACAAUUUGUGACAAACUACUGUAACAAGGCACUUCCUUUAAGUUAUAUACUUUUAUAUUAACCUGCUCAUUUCAAUUACAGUGAAAUGUUAUCACCAAUAAAAGAGAAAUGACUGGU
Chelmon rostratus (copperband butterflyfish) is the source of this 3240-nucleotide messenger RNA. RefSeq names its product signal transducer and activator of transcription 2 (gene stat2). Gene Ontology annotation, biological process: defense response; type I interferon-mediated signaling pathway; cell surface receptor signaling pathway via JAK-STAT. NCBI's taxonomy places the organism in Eukaryota, Metazoa, Chordata, Actinopteri, Chaetodontiformes, Chaetodontidae. Bases 201 to 2606 code for a protein of 801 amino acids. Gene Ontology annotation, molecular function: DNA-binding transcription factor activity, RNA polymerase II-specific; RNA polymerase II cis-regulatory region sequence-specific DNA binding. The transcript has 24 exons. The record is from RefSeq and is a predicted model, not a curated record.